AUGAACUUCUUCAAAUUGUUAGGAUUGUUAUCCUUAGUUCAUUUAUCAUCAGCUUUACAUUUCUAUUUGAACACUGGAGAAUCAAGAUGUUUCUUUGAAGAAUUACCAAGAGAUACUUUGGUUGUUGCUAAGAUUGAAGCUUUAGAAUAUAACGAACACUCCAACGAUUAUUAUAAGAAUCCAAAUUUAAGAUUAGAAUUCAUCGUUGAAGAAACUUUCGAUAAUGAUCAUAGAGUUGUUAAUCAAAAAGCUUCAGCCAGUGGGGAUUUACCAUUCACUUCAUUGGAUCAAGGUGAACAUAAAUUCUGUGUUAAACCAAUCUACUUAGAUGGUACUUCUCAUAAAAAGCAUAGAAUAUUUUUCGAUUUAGCUAUUGGAUCAGCUCAUGAUUAUAUUGAUUCCAAAUCUACUAAUCAAGUUGACUCAUUAACUGCUAGAAUCAGAAACUUAAACAAAAAGUUAGAAACAAUUAAUUUCGAACAAGAACAAAUCAGAGAAAGAGAAGCUACUUUCAGAAACCAAUCGGAAUUAACCAAUUCAAGAGUUAUCAGAUGGACUAUCAUUCAAUUGUUAGUUUUAAUUGGUACUUGUUAUUACCAAUUGAAUCACUUGAAGUCUUUCUUUGUCAAACAAAAGAUUGUAUAG
Yamadazyma jaroonii is the source of this 645-nucleotide messenger RNA. The record is from the annotation of a GenBank genome assembly. Lineage: Eukaryota; Fungi; Ascomycota; Pichiomycetes; Serinales; Debaryomycetaceae.